Messenger RNA from Seriola aureovittata, 1680 nucleotides. Its product is annotated as isocitrate dehydrogenase [NAD] subunit alpha, mitochondrial. The record is from RefSeq and is a predicted model, not a curated record. Gene Ontology annotation, biological process: tricarboxylic acid cycle; isocitrate metabolic process. Gene Ontology annotation, molecular function: isocitrate dehydrogenase (NAD+) activity; magnesium ion binding; NAD binding. The transcript has 11 exons. Gene Ontology annotation, cellular component: mitochondrion. NCBI's taxonomy places the organism in Eukaryota, Metazoa, Chordata, Actinopteri, Carangiformes, Carangidae. Bases 16 to 1194 code for a protein of 392 amino acids.
CCUGGUUGUGCUCACAUGUAUCCGGCUCCACCUGAGUUGGAGGAUCGUGUCAGAGUGAGUGCUCCCUCACAGAGGAUCUUUGUCCCGGAGUGCAGUAUGGCCGGCAGCGUGUGGAGGUCAAUGCUGGUGGUGGGGGGGGCAGUGAGGAGACCCGCUCUGUCUUCAGCUUCCUUCUCCAGAGGGAUGCAGACAGUCACACUGAUCCCUGGUGAUGGGAUUGGACCGGAGAUCUCCACUGCUGUGAUGAAGAUCUUUGAAGCUGCCAAAGCUCCCAUCAGAUGGGAGGAGAGGAACGUGACAGCCAUCAAAGGACCUGGAGGGAGGUGGAUGAUUCCUCCUGACGCUAAAGAGUCGAUGGACCGGAGCAAGAUCGGACUGAAAGGACCCCUGAAGACGCCCAUCGCCGCAGGUCACCCCUCCAUGAACCUGCUGCUCAGGAAGACCUUUGACCUCUACGCCAACGUGCGCCCUUGCGUCUCCAUCGAGGGCUACAAGACCCCGUACACCGACGUCAACCUGGUCACCAUCCGAGAGAACACGGAGGGCGAGUACAGCGGGAUCGAACACGUGAUCGUGGACGGCGUGGUUCAGAGCAUCAAGCUGAUCACUGAGGAGGCCAGCAGACGCAUCGCUGAGUAUGCCUUCGAAUACGCCAGGAACAACCAGAGGACCAGCGUGACGGCCGUCCACAAGGCCAACAUCAUGAGGAUGUCUGACGGUCUGUUUCUGAGGAAAUGUCGUGAGGUUGCAGAGAACUACAAAGACAUCAAGUUCACUGAGAUGUACCUGGACACUGUGUGUCUCAAUAUGGUUCAGGAUCCGACCCAGUUUGACGUCCUGGUCAUGCCCAACCUGUACGGCGACAUCCUGAGUGACCUGUGUGCUGGUCUGAUUGGAGGACUUGGGGUCACGCCCAGCGGGAACAUCGGAGCCAACGGAGUCGCCAUCUUUGAAUCGGUCCAUGGCACCGCCCCCGACAUCGCCGGCCUGGACAUGGCGAACCCCACCGCCCUGCUGCUUAGCGCCAUCAUGAUGCUGCGUCACAUGGGUCUCCACGACCACGGCAACAAGAUCCAGGCGGCGUGCUUCGACACCAUCAGAGACAAGAAGGUGCUGACGAAGGAUCUGGGGGGAAACUCCAAGUGUUCAGAGUUUACAGCCGAGAUCUGCCGUCGCAUCCAGGACCUGGACUGAGGCUGCAGAGAGGAGCUGAUGUAGGAGCGCAAGACUCCGCCCACCUGGACCACUUCAUCACAGAACCCCCCCCCCCCCCCCCCCCCCCCCCCCCCCGCAGGAGCUGCAGUUUUUCUCUCACCUGUAUUUACCUGUAUUUGAAUCUGUCUUUGCUGUAAGGAGAUGAUGAUGUUGAGGGGGCGGGGCUUCUGCAGCAGCUUACCUGUAUCAGUUACAUUCUCUGAAAACAUGCGCACAACUUUGACAUGACCAAGGUGGAAACAUUUCAGAACAUCAUCUUUACAUUCACAUUAUUAAUAAUAAUAAUAGUAAUAUCACACUCCUUGUGUUCUCUGGACAGUUUGGAUAUUUGAUAUUUUUUUAACGGUGGUCCAAUGUAACCGUAACUCUUUAUUUAUUAUUUCUACUUCCUGUUACUGUCUCCUGCUGCUCUCCAGUUUCACAGAUCCAGAUCUAUGAGUUUAUAUAAAGGAAGAUAGAGCCAGA